Molecule: messenger RNA, 14811 nt
Organism: Lymnaea stagnalis (great pond snail)
Lineage: Eukaryota; Metazoa; Mollusca; Gastropoda; Lymnaeidae
Source: the annotation of a GenBank genome assembly
GUCUUCCAGCUUGUUUACGACAGAAUAUUUCCACUUCAUAUGGAGGGGGGAAGGGGGGGGGGACGAGAGGCAGAAUUAGUUUUGAUUUGUCUUUUGCCAGUGUACAUGAGCAAAUUAUUUCUGUCUCUGGACUAAAAUAUAAGGACACAAAAUGACAGCGAAAUAUUUGACAUGGAAGCAACCACGGUAUGUUACCACAUUAUCUUGCACUAUGAAUUGAUUCUAUUUUUAAUAAAAGAAUCUAUGUGUUUUUUUUUAUUUAUCUGUUAUUAUUAUUCUGAUAAAUUAACACUGAGCAGAAAAAUAUAGAGUUUUAUUUUAUCAUAAAAAUUGUAACACUAAUUUACCUUAGGCAUUUAUGCAGUAUUCUCUUUAUAUAUGUCCAAGACUCACAGGCAUAGGAUGUGUGGAGGUGUAUGUGUGUGGGGGGUGGGGGGACGACGGUCCACAAAGGUGGCAUUUUUCCAUAUUUUUGUCAAGCUACAGAGCUUUUUCCCAGGGGUCGGGGGUGGGGAGGGAACCAUCCUUACCUACGCCACUGCCAAGUCUUCAAAACUAUCAGCACCAAGAAAAUCCUUACCAACAUCCAUGGGCGCCGGCACCAUGGGUCAAGGUGGGUCACAUGAACUGGAAAAGGAUACAUUAAUACUAAAAAAAAUAUUAGCAUUUGCACUUUGUCCCUGUGAAUAUAAAAUAGUUUGUCACAAAUGACAGAAGAAAUAGUUUGAUGAUGAUGGGUGUAAGACAUGGUCAAACUUAACAGCUGUGUCCGCAUCAACCACUUUGACAAGAGUGGACCAACAAGUUCAAGAGCUAACCAAAAGUAGUGACCUGGCCAUUUCACACUCUCAGGAGUUUGAAGCUGCUGCUAGUGGUUCUCAGAGCUGCGAUUCGUCACCAUCAGCACCACUCAGAUUUGAAACUGAUAUAGCAACAUAUAAUAAUUGAGACUGUUAGAUGGCAAUCAAUUAUUUCUAUUGGGGUCGACGUAUUCAGUCACAAUCUCAACUGUCAGAUGUUUUAAAAUAUUGUUUACUCACAAACCCUUGUACCGGCCAGUAGAUAGUUACAAUUUCACGGAGGAUAGACCGGUCCAAAACGUAGUCUUUGGUAUACCUGGCUGGAUCAGUUCUCCUCGGCUUGACUAUUAUAGUUGUCAUAAAGGUCCAGUAGAAUAUUUUGUGUCGUUUUCCUACACCCCAUUCAUCACGGGUACCAAGUGGAGUUUAUAGUAACAUCUAUCAUUGAGGACAAUGACUUUCCUCAAUGUGCUCGUAAUCACGUGGAAAGUGAGUGGCACAAAGGCGUUCAGCAGGAUGCAUCAGCAUUCUUGAGAUCAGCAUUCUUGAGAUCAGCAGUCUUGAGAUCAGCAUUCUUGAGAUCAGCAUUCUUGAGAUCAGCAUUCUUGAGAUCAGCAGUCUUGAGAUCAGCAGUCUUGAGAUCAGCAUUCUUGAGAUCAGCAUUCUUGAGAUCACAUUUCAAUCAAUGUGGUCUGGACAAGAAAAAAAAAAUUACUUGGACAAGGAUAUGAUGGCUGUUCCAUGAUGGCAGGGAAAAAAAAGGCGUUGUUCAGGCUAAAGUACUCAAGAUUUUACCAAAAGCAGCUUUUGCUCCUUGCACUGCGCAUCAGCUCAAUCUGGUGGUUAAUGAUUUGAAUUAAUUUUUUCAAGUACGCAAUGCCAUUGGUACAAUCAAAGACUUCAUUAAGUUAUUACAAGAAAUGAUAAAGCGAAGGUCGUUUUUGCCUAAAGUUCCAUUGGUCUGUGAAACUCGAUGGUCCGCAAACUAUAAAAGCAUUCUCAUUUUCAGUGAGAAUUUCGAGGUGAUACGCAAUCAAUUGCACAAUCUGGCAACACAUGACAUUGGUCAAACGCGACAAGAUGCUUACCAGCUAAUGUGUUCAUGUUCUUCGCCUAUAUUUCUCGAUGUCUUGUGAUUAUCAUCUCAUACUCAGCGAUACUGGUACAUAGGAGCCAGGAUGAUCAAUUCAUUGAUCAAAAUAAAGAAGAAGAAGAAGAAGCUCAGUCAUUACAAGCCAUACAGCUGGAUUUGUUAAGUGUACAUAGACACAUUUGUAAAGUAACGGAGAUUUUCCCUGAACAUCGCCUGAAUGUUGAAACUCAGUUUAAGAAAAAUAUUUGUUGAAAAAGUCUUGUCUCUUGCAACUUUAGUUACCAUUAAGAUUAAAAGCCCUCGUGUCUGUGGACUUGGCUCUUGCAGCUUUAGUUAAAAUUGAGAUGAAGAACCCUAGUAUCUGUGGACUUGGAUCGGGCAGCUUUAUUUAAUAAUGAUAUGAAGAGCCCUCGUAUCUCUGUAUCAACUCAAAUGGCAAGAAGGACGAUCCGACUUUAAAAAAAAUACUUCUUCAGACAAACAAUAUUUUUUCCUUACUUCUAUAUUAUCAUUUCUGACCAAGCGUUGCUCUGGAGACAACAGUCCACAGUUCCACCUAUUCAGACUUCAGCCUGCUAUCAUGACAAGUCUUAGCAGUGUCGAGUUUAACAAGGGCGUUGAUAUAAUUUCUAGUUUGUACUCAUUUGCCAACGUCCAGCCUGACGCAAUCAACUGGCUUGAAUUUUGGAGCAUGCAGCAACAAUUGCAUAAUAUUAAAAAUGACUUGCAGCUUAUCGACUUGAUGCCAAGUACAAACUUUUCACCAAGCUAUUCUCAUUGCAUGCACUUUACCAACAGUAACAAGCACCGUGGAGCGUUCCUUUAGUACCCUCAUACGAGUCAAAACUUGGCUUCGUUCGAAAACGUUUUUCAGGGUUGCGUUUGUUCAGUGGACAUCAUUUAAGUGUGAACAGAAGUAAGGCAGAGUCUAUGCAGAAAUUAAUUGAAAAACAUGGAAAGGACAAACGCCGAGUUCAAGUCCUUUUCAGAGAUUGAAAUGAAAGAAUAGCAAGUAAUUUGUGGGCCGAUUAGUUGUAUAGUUUAAAUUAUAAGCUUAAUCAUUUAUGUUAAGGAAGAACUUUUUUUUUUCAUAAUGACUUUUUUAUGUUUGCAAAAAAAAAUCUCUAAUUUAAAAAGUAGGCUACUAUUAAUACACAGUCCUACGCUCUUUAGCUUUCAGUUAAAUGUUUAUAUUAUGAAAAAGAAUAUCCGAAGUUUGUUAACCCCCCCCCCCACACACACACACUCCGGGAAAAUUUUUGCAGGCGCCCAUGCCCACAUCCAGUUUAAUCUUUGGCAUAAUAUGUAAUUCGUCAUAUUGCCGUAAUGUGUACUUCUUCAUUUUGCAAUCUGAUCAUUUAAAACAAUUAACAUAAAUUCUCAUUCCAAUGGAAUUAUACUAUUAAGUUCAAAAUGUGUGUCCUAGAUAUCAACGGCCGAAAAUGGCAGUUUCUCCCUUAUCCACCUCAGCCUUGCACCACAUCCCAACCCUUUCUCCUAUACGCGAGUGUAUACAACUUUUACUGGUAACAAAAAUUAUUGCCAACCAAUUUUCAGCCUUAAGGUUUUUAAGAAUUUCAGUGCGAAAUUGAACUUGGGAAAAUAAUAAUUAAUAUUGAAGUUUGUCUGAGAAAUAGAAUAAUGUAACUGAACAUAAAAUGCUAUUGGCUUUGAACAUUGACUGCUGGGUUUGAACAUUGACUGCUGGCUUUGAACAUUGACUGCUGGCUUUGAACAUUGACUGCUGGGUUUGAACAUUGACUGCUGGCUUUGAACAUUGACUGCUGGCUUUGAACAUUGACUGCUGGGUUUGAACAUUGACUGCUGGCUUUGAACAUUGACUGCUGGGUUUGAAAACGAACAGAUUACGGGUGUGAGAAUUAACAAAAUGUACCUGGUUUGAACUCUAACAACAGAUUUAUGGGUUUAAGAAGAGGACAAGAAGUGGUUUUUUAUCAGUGCUCAUAAUUCAAAAACGAAAAUCCCAUGCACGUUAGGUUAGAGAAGCGGUUCUCAACCUGUCGGUCGCAUCCCCUUUGGGGGGCCGGACGACCCUGACACAGGGGUGCGCUUAAGACCAUCGGAAAAACACAUUUUUAAUUAAAUGGCAACGACAAUAAUUUUAGGGUUGGGUUUCACCACAGCAUGAGGAACUGUAUUAAAGGGUCGCAGCAUUGGGAAGGUUGAGAGACACUAAAUUAGAGGAACAAAUGAGACGUUGUCAAGUCUAGCGUUAAAACGAAAGGAAAUGUUGCUCUUGUCGUGACAGUUCUAUUUCUUCGAUGCGAUGUUUACUAACUGGUAGACAACUUUUGUAACCCUUCGCUUUGUUAACUGUACAGCAGUGUGAAUUUCUGGGUCCAUUAGCUAUGGUCCAUUAAUGUGAUAUCCAUAGUAUUUUAGCACGUCUCCACUCCUUUAGUUUAGCCAUAUAUUUUCCAAAGUAAAAAACCUAAUAAACAAGACAUUGUGUACACGAACUAAUUAUUUGCGGUACAAUGACUAUGUUAUUUCAUGUCAUUGAAGCUGCCACGACCAUUGAACUCGAAUUGUAAUUUGUAUUGAGAUUUGUGUUACAGUAAAUAAAUUAGAUGAGGUGACAUGCGGUGCAUAUUAAGAUUUAGAAAAAACAAGUCUUAAAAAAAAAAAAAAAAAAAAAAAAUUUAAAAAAAAAAAAAAAAAAAAAAAAAUAUCAACACUCUAGAAGUUGCAUUGCCAGAGAACAUGGACCGAUUGGUAGGUCAAUAAGCUUUCUUUCCAACGUGGGGCUUUAUAUAGUUUCAUUGUUUUUAUAAUAUAGUAGUUACUAUCCUAGUGUCUCAUUUUUAUUUUACUUAGUUUACAUCUUUUUAAUAAUUGUAAAACGCUUUUUAAUAUGCACUAUAUAAAAAUGCCUAAAUAAAUAAAUAAAUAUCUAUCUCUUUUGUAAUGAGUGUGAUUAAAGACAAAACAUUAGUGGUCAUUUCUUAGCCUUGAAUUGUUCACUCGUGUUGUUAGUUUGGAUUUAAAAGACAGAGGACAGCACACGAUUUCAACAGAGUUGGUUUCUCUCCCACUGGUACAUCUCCAUCUCCCCUGUCACUUUCUAACAUAAGACCAGUAAAACGCAUAACAUGAUUUUUUUGUUUUGUUUUGUUUUGUUGCCCAUAUCCAGAGGCGGAUCAUCGUAAACAUAAGGGUGCUGGUGAUAAGUAAACUUUUUUUUUUUUAGUAUUCAUUCAUGUUAAGGAAACAGACAACUUCAGUUUUUUUGUUUGUUUUUUUUUGUUUGUUUUUUUGUGUGUGUUGAAAGAAUAAAAUAUAAUUUCUCAAUUGAACCUUAUUUUGAGGACAGUCAUGUUAUGUGGUCUGUCACUCCAUGACGACCCUACACUAAUAUUGUGGUUCUGUUUGACCAUACCAUUUAGUAUUUUGAUUGUGCAGGUUUUCGGAGGUAUACAGAGUCGUAAACUGGCAAAGUACAUUGAACGGUUAUGUCAUCUUCAUUUACGCCCAAUGGGUUUAGUGGUCCAUAAAUGUCUGUCAGAAAGAAGGCUAUGUCACCUGUACCAGCCAGUUAGUUGGAAGUGUAUAUUACUUGUACCAGCCAGCUAAUUGGAAGUGUCUAUUACCCUAUCAAGCAGUUAAUUAUGAGUUUGACAAAAACGAAAAUGCUAAUAUUUUUAAAACACACGCUGCUGAGAUACACAAUGGCCUGUAUGGCCUGUGAGCGUAGAUUGAAGAUUGUAUUUUAAAACACCAAGUAGACAGAUCAGUGUGCCAAAAUUGAGAAAACCGAGUACGGAGUUUGGAUAGCAAGGUUCCAAGCACACCUUCCAAUUCAAAGUGUACUCUUGCAUUGAUACAUCGCAAAAAAAACUGUUAUAAAUUAAGAAGUGAGACCCUAGCCUCCCUCCCCCCCUUUUUUCUGAGUUACACCACUGUAAUGAAAAGAAUCUUGACUAAAAUUAGCAUGGCGUGACAGUGACAGCUAACCAGCAUUGCGAGUCAAGUGUGUCUCAGUGACGUGACAGUGUCAAGUGCAGAUGGUCGUAAGAUAAAUUAGACGCAGUUGCGUCUUUAAAAAUCUAUUUUUUAGGUGGGGGGGGGGGGCUUUUUGCACAAAUAGUUUAAGCUAAAUAAUUAAUUUUAAACAUUGUGUAACUUGGGAAAGCAAUGUAAGGCAGGUAGGUAAGAGAUGUUGUUAGGAAAUGUUUACCAUAUUAACAUAUCUGAGUAGGUCAAGAAAAGUUAUAAGGUUUCAUCUUUCUUGUCCUUUAGGAACUGUUUACAUUGUUUAUUACGUUUCUUCGUGAGUCUGGUCGACUUGCCUUAGAGGUGCCAUGAGUUCUAUGGUUUUGGGGAAUGAGAUUAUAUUACAGUGACGUUUCUCUUGAGCGUAAAUAUCUGAAAGCAGAAUAUUCAGAGUGAUUGCCCCGCCAUGAUCUUUUCCAUGUCAUAUUGUUAUUGUGUAUUGAAAUCUACAUUUUUGUUUUCAUUUACAGCAAGGUGGUCAAUGCCAACAUAAUGCAGGAAGUUCUGGAUAAGGUGGAUGCCUGUCAGCUAAAGGAUUGGAACACGUCAUUGAAGCCACGGCUUCACAAGGAGAGUGAGUUUGAUGUGGCGCAGCGUAGCACCUAUUUGCGCGUCGACCUGCAGGCUAUUUGGAAUAACAUUCAGAUACUAAAAUCUAAAUGUGCGAACCACACAAGUAAGCUCCCAUUAUCAAGUACAUAUUUGUUUAACAUAAAAUAAAACAGCAAUAUGGACAAUGUACAUAUAUGGCAUCCUUCUGUCUUCGCGAGACAACGAACUAGCUAUGUAGGUCUGCUUAUCGACGUGUGGCUUACUAGGCCGAUCCUGGAAUGACAAUCUCGACUGCAUUUCUAGCAGGAGAACAUUGAUUUCUGGUUAGAUAUGGCCUUCCGUAUUGUUCUUUUUGUUGCAGGGGCCUCGUUUCGCGCAUCUUCUACCUUUGUGACUACUUCAUACACUGCUGUUCGCCAUCUGGAACGUUGUUCAGCAAUGAUCUCCCAUUUGUUGAUAUCAAUGUUGGCUUCCUCAUGCUCCUUUUGCAAUGUACAGGCCUGUAGAUAAAUAUCGACUUGUCGCGUUUGUAAAAUAUCCCAAAGUCAACUAACUAGGACAACGAAUAUAUGAACAGACAAGCACAGAUGGAAAGACAAGCUUAGAUGAACAGACAAGCUUAGAUGAACGGACAAGCAUAGGUGAACAGACAAGCAUAGAUGGAAAUACCAGCUUAGAUGAACAGACAAGCUUAGAUGAACAGACAAGCAUAGAUGAACAGACAAGCAUAGAUGUACAGACAAGCAUAGAUGAACAGACAAGUAUAGAUGAACAGACAAGUAUAGAUGAACAGACAAGCAUCGAUGUACAAACAUGCAUAGAUGAACAGACAAGCUUAGAUGAACAGACAAGUAUAGAUGAACAGACAAGCAUAGAUGUACAGACAAGCUUAGAGGAACAGACAAGCUUAGAGGAACAGACAAGCUUAGAUGAACAGACAAGCUUAGAUGAACAGACAAGCUUACAUGAACAGACAAGCAUAGAUGAACAGACAAGCAUAGAUGAACAGACAAGCAUAGAUGAACAGACCAGUGGAAAAGAAACCGUGGAAGACCCAAAAAGACAACGCAAACGAAUUUAGAGUUUACGGUUUUCCACGAUAAAAGAAACCUGACCAUGCAGACGGCUCUCGAAAAGCGUCCACAGUGAUCGCUUCUGCAUGAACGUUUUUUAAAAAAAAUAUUUUGAUUUUAUAAUCAGCAAAUUUAUAAAUUUUGUUUCAGAAGUUAUUGCUGUGGUGAAGGGCAACGCGUAUGGACACGGGAGUGUUGGUGUGGCCCGGCAUUUAAGUCAGUGUGGCGUCACCCACUUUGCUGUAGCCACAUCACUGGAAGGGAAGGAACUGAGACAGAAUGGCGUGACAGGAUUCAUACAGGUUUUGGGUAACAAUGAGAUUAUUAUUAUUACAUUAAUGCUAGGUAAACUCUUGAACGGAAACGUCCUCAACUAAACACAAUGAAUGAUGUAAUGCAUCAAUGGAUAGAAGCACGCUAUCAGUGGAUAGAAGCACGCUGAAGUUAAACACACUAAGUUAUUUAGGCUCCGUUAUUUCCAAAUAAGAAAAAUGCGGUUACAUUAUGCGUACAUUCGGAGCAACCUUUAUUAAAUUUAUAUCAAAAUUUGUGUGGUUAGAAUAACCUGUCAAUUUAUAUCAAAAUUUAUGUGCUUAGAAUAACCUGUCAAUUUCUAAAUCAAAUUGAUGUGGUUAGAAUAAUUUGUCAAUUUAUAUCAAAAUUUAUGUGGUUAGAAUAACCUGUCAAUUUAUAGCAAAAUUUAUGUGGUUAGAAUAACCUGUCAAUUUAUAGCAAAAAUUAUGUGGUUAGAAUAACCUAUCAAUUUAUAUCGAAAAUAACAUUUUAAAAUAAUUUGGGGGACAUAUUUUAAGGACUUGGAAACGAGCACGUACAAACGGUUCGAAAGGACGUCCUAUGCUACAUACACACACUCACAGAGUCUACGUCUUGAAUAUUUAUGUAAGUGUCCCAACAUUUUUAAUGUGACAAAAUUAUUUACAAGUUAUAUUUUCGUGUAGGGGCCACACAUUCUAUAACUGGCAACGAGCCUCUAGAAGUUAGGCGACGGCCAUGCUCACCCAUGCACACAAACAACAACAUUUGUUUAAUAGAUUUUGAGGAGCCUUUUAACAUUAAAUAAAAUGUUAAGAUGUUAACAAACGUGCUAGGCAGAUGCAUUUAUACGUUGUAUUAACUGUGUUUUAUUGUGUCCCGCAGGAAGCUGUGUCACAGAAGAGAUGGACACCAUGUUAGAAGAAAAUCUAACCCCAACUGUCUCCGACGUCAAUUUCAUCAAAAUAUGGGCUGAAAAGAUAAAGACAAAACAUGAGGAAAAUAUCGACAGCUGCGAUCAAGUCUACCAAAAAGUAAGUAUCUUAAAAAAACAAAAAAAACUGUGCGUAAAGUACAGAUGUUGAGUUAAAGCGUUGAUGCUUUCAGUCCUAAUUGUAGAAGUUCAUCGGACAACAUCAUGAUGUUAUACAAUAUAUGUGAGGAGUUUAGUGUGUGCAUCUUCGGUUCUACAGAGAAAAUGUUUCUUGAUGGGAUGUUUCUUGAGGUGCAGUAAUAGGUCUGUGGUGGUAUGAUGCAGUAAUAGGUCCAUGAUGGGAUCGUGCAUAAUAGGUCCGUGAUGGGAUUGUGUAGUAAUAGGUCCGUGAUGGGAUGGUGCAAUAAUAGGUCCGUGAUGGGAUGAUGGAGGAAUAGGUCCGUAAUGGGAUGUUGCAGUAAACGGUCUGUGAUGGCAUGGUGUAUAAAUAGGUCCGUGAUGGGAUGGUGCAGUAAUAGGUGUGUGAUGGAAUGAUGAAGUUACAGAUCUAUUGGGGAUGGUUCAAUAAUACGUCCAUGUUUGAUGAAAUCAGCAUAAAUUAUGUCACAUAACAUUUGUGCAAAGUAUCAUUCACUUAAUUAAUUGAAAUUAUUUUGAACUUCAAAUGGAGCUAUGUGAAAUUGUUGAUAGCCUCCACACAAAAAAGCACACUGUAAUUAAAGACUCUCUUCCUUUUUCAACAUAAACACCAACCUUUAAGAACAAAGGACUGAAUGAAAUAUGAAUUGCGGGUUAAGUUCAUAGAAAAUAUUUAAGUAAGAUGUUCUCAUAUUUUUUAUUUGAUCAGUUUUGCGUGGUCGUGAAAGUUGACUCUGGAAUGUCCCGAAACGGCUGCCAGUGCGAGGACCUCCCUAAAUUAAUGAAGGUAAGACGCAUAACAAACGAGAGAGCUCACUACAGUAGACCCUCAAGUCACAGGAAUCUACAUAACAAACGAGAGAGCUCACUACAGUAGACCCUCAAGUCACAGGAAUCUACAUAACAAACGAGAGAGCUCACUACAGUAGACCCUCAAGUCACAGGAAUCUACAUAACAAACGAGAGAGCUCACUACAGUAGACCCUCAAGUCACAGGAAUCUACAUAACAAACGAGAGAGCUCACUACAGUAGACCCUCAAGUCACAGGAAUCUACAUAACAAACGAGAGAGCUCACUACAGUAGACCCUCAAGUCACAGGAAUCUCUCAGCUGCUUAGCGUGCAGCCUUGUGCUUGAACUGUUGUUUAAAGUUGUUUCGAUGGAGGAAUCUAUCAAAAGAAAUAACUGAAAUCGCAUUAUUGGCUUAACGUUAAUCAAGCACAGCUCCAUUAAUAUUUUUCAUGCAUAAAUCAGUGACCGUUAAACCAGUGGCGUAGCAAAUAAAGAAAAUGUUGCCGCCGCUGAUUUGAACUAAAUACGCAACAUGCAAAAUUCCAUUAUUUGAAUAGGUGAACGAUUUGUUUGCAGGAGUAUUAACAAAGCUUGAUAUACUUCCUUUGUAUGAUUCCAUAGCUAUAAAACUGUUUUAAGCUUACUACUUUAGAUUAUUAACAUGAAUGGUUUUUAUGUCCUAAACAUUACUGACAUAAUAUAUUAUUCGUCUCCCAUUUUUUUUUCUAAGGCCUGUGCAGAACAUAAAGUAGCGGUGCACAGUUUGAUGACCCACUUCGCCCAAGCCUGGGAUGACCCAGUAUUCACACAACAACAGCUGGCCACGUUUCUGGACGCCGUGCAGCCGUACAGGUAAGGCUUACUUACGGCUUGCCAUUUUAACAACCUCCAACAUUAUGGGCGUCAUUUCUUAAAAUAGUCAAAUAACAUGUUUACCUGACAAGGGCCGGCCCGACGGUUCCUGGCGCCCUGUGCAAGCUUAACUUUGGCGCCGCUUAUAAGUAUAAUCACUGCAAGGAAAAAAAAAACCUAGUUAUUCGGCAAUAAGUUUAUUACCUAUGUUGUUGUUUUUUUAAAACAAAUAAGGAAUUGUUCCCAACUAGUUUUUACCUUUAUUGAUUAAACUUAUAAGAGGCGCCAAAGAUAAACCUUUAAUAAACUUUCGCCCUGUGCGAAGCACCCGUUCGGCGCCCCCCUUCCCUGUCCCUGUAUGGCUCCGCUCUUUUUCUGAUUACGACGUACUUGUUCUGUUUUGCGCUUGCGAUUUUGCGCCCCGGAAAGCUUUUUGUUCCCCAUAUUCUUUCUGCUGAAAUAAUUGUAAGAAGGACAGGGAAAUACGGUAUUAAUACAUUAAUUUCCACGCCCUUUCGGUUGGUCCCAACCCGAGUGUUAGUAUCCAAAUUAAGAAUGCAACUUUCAUUGUAUGACAAGCGAUUGUACGAACAGUUAGAAUAUUGUUUCUCGACACCGGGCCCGAGGUUCACACAUCACUAUAAUAAACUAAGGGAAUUUUAUUAUUUGCUGGGCGCCCCUAUGGCCACGGCGCCCUGUGCGAAGGCAUGGUGUAGUGAGGCACAGGUCGCACACCCAAAAAGCCGACUCUGACCUGAUCGUAUAAAAAAUGUUAUUGAAAAAUGUUAUUAAAAUGUUAUUGAAAAAUGUUAUUAAAAAUGUUAUUGAAAAAUGUUAUUAAAAAUGUUAUUAAAAAAUGUUAUUAAAAAUGUUAUUGAAAAAUGUUAUUAAAAAUGUUAUUAAAAAAGGAAAGAAACAACUUAUCAGAAAGAUCUUAUUUUCACACUAAAAUAUUCACCCUGUAAUAUUUCAAAUGACCUCAUAAUAUAUUGGCAAUACCAAUAUAUAUAAUAUAUAUGAUUUAACAACACCAAUUAAAAAGUUCUUAUACUUGCACUUAAAAAUUUAAAAAAAAAAAUUUUUCUUAUGUUUUAAAAAGUUAAAAUUUUUGUGGGGUGUGCAGUGCUAAAAUCAAAAUUAUUUCUCAUUUCAGGAAAACUGGGGUCAAAGUUCAUGUAGCUAACUCAGCGGCUAUCAUCCGAGGAUUUGGUACACAUUUAGACUUUGUCCGGCCUGGAAUAGCCAUCUACGGACUACCACCAGGUGAUUAUAUCAACAUAAUCUGUCAGCUGCUGCAUGUCCAGCAGUAACGGGUAUAUAUUAUUUCAGCAAUUACCAAAUAAAACCACAGAAUGGUCGUGAGAAAGCGCAUUUAUUAUAAUGUAUAGCGGGACAAAGUUCAUCUUAACAACUCUGAUCGUGCACAAAACCACCUUAAAAAAAAAUAACAUAAGUUUUUUGGCCUUGUAACAAACAUUUUAUAGGUAGGAGUGCGUGGUAUUUGAUAUUAAAUUUUGUAUGCUUGUUUACAUAAUCCUAUCUACCUAUAAUUCCGAUUUCUAUCAUUUAAAAAAAAUAAAAGUUGACAAAGUUGCCUGUUGAAUCCAAAACAUUAAGCAAGGCUAAGGUUAAAGAAAGGGCACGGCGGAGGGUGGUAUUUCAACUUCUAUCAACAAUUACUGCGAUAUUGUUAGACAAUGCAUAUAUUUUCUGUACUUUAUUUCAGAUAGCUCCUUACAAUCUGCUUGCAUUGUCAAGUCCCUUGGAUUGAAACCAGCCCUGACCUGGGUGGCUAGGCCGAGUCUGGUCAAAACUCUAGAGGCCGGGAGGAGUGUUGGAUACGACCAGAUGUACAAGUGUGUAUCUAACGUCUGUAUUCUGUCUCAGAAAUCUUUGUCUAUUUAUUUAAUGUCAAAACUCUACCACGAGAUUUAGUUUUUUAAUGUAGAAUUUCUGUCUCGGGAAAUCAGUAAAAAAAAUACCAUCAUUUUCCCUUAGUAAUUUGCAAUCCGAUGGCUGGUACAUUUGUCAUUCUUAGAGGCGAAAACUUUGAACAUAUGAAAUAUUUCAACAUUUAAAAUUCUAUUUUACUACUUUGUUCAGUAAUUUUUUUUCUGCUUAGGUUACUCAAACCCGAAACGCUGGCAACGUUUAGCUUUGGAUACGCCGAUGGCUACAACCGACUUCUCUCCGGACGCGGCGUUCUCACAGAUACGAAAGGUGUUGUGCAUCUCUUUCUGUCCUUAACUUAUUCAAAUAUAAGCAAAGCAAACAUACUUUUGAUUUUGCUGGACUCCCUGUGACGUGCGACAAGUUCAGCAUAUUCUGUAAUUAAUUCGAGGUUAUGUUUGCUGUUGCCCGCCAUUUUAGGCGACCUACGUCUAUUAUUUAAGUACUGUCUUUAAAGUUUUAUUUUGAACCAAGAAUAACGAAUGAUUUUUUUCUUAAAAGUUGGAAAGCAAUAUCGAUUGUGCCUAUAUACGAAAAGCAAUACCAAUGGUACAUAUAUACGAAAAGCAACAUCAGUGGUACAUAUAUAUGAAAAGCAAUAUCGAUUGUGCCUAUAUACGAAAAGCUAUACCAAUGGUACAUAUAUACGAAAAGCAACACCAAUGGUACAUAUAUAUGAAAAGCAAUAUCGAUUGUGCCUAUAUACGAAAAGCUAUACCAAUGGUACAUAUAUAUGAAAAGCAAUAUCGAUUGUGCCUAUAUACGAAAAGCUAUACAAAUGGUACAUAUAUACGAAAAGCAACAUCAGUGGUACAUAUAUAUGAAAAGCAAUAUCGAUUGUGCCUAUAUACGAAAAGCUAUACCAAUGGUACAUAUAUACGAAAAGCAACACCAAUGGUACAUAUAUAUGAAAAGCAAUAUCGAUUGUGCCUAUAUACGAAAAGCAACAUCAGUGGUACAUAUAUAUGAAAAGCAAUAUCGAUUGUGCCUAUAUACGAAAAGCUAUACCAAUGGUACAUAUAUAUGAAAAGCAAUAUCGAUUGUGCCUAUGUAUGAAAAGCAAUACCAAUGGUACAUACAUACGAAAAGCAAUAACGAUUGUACCUAUAUAUAAAAAGCAAUAGCAAUGGUACAUAUAUAAGAAAAGCAAUACCAAUGGUACAUAUAUAUGAAAAGCAAUACUGAUUGUACAUAUAUUUGAAAAGCAAUACCAAUGUUACCCAUAUAUAAUACCAACUUAUAUUAAUUUAUGAACCAAAACAUGCUACUUUAACCUGUAAUAACUUUGGUACAGCUUCAUUAGUUGGUAGAUAUUCUUUGCGUAAUAUGUACAGUUUAAUAUAUGCAAUGUAAUAUCUACAGUCAUUACGUUUUUACUUCUGUAUUUCACAUUUUAGCAAAUCAGUACGAAGUCGUCGGACGUGUUUCUAUGGACGCCGUGACAGUAAUUGUAGACGAUAACGUAACGAGAGACACUGUGUUCCACGUCAUUACCGAUGACUACCAGUCACCAAACUGUGUAGCGAACAUGGCGGCCGUGUUGGGCACGAUUCCUUAUGAAGUUGCCACAAGUCUCGCUGCGAGGCUUCCACGGCUGUACGUCACCAACCAGCAAUGUGUGGGGAGGGGAACACAUUGAUAUUUACAUUUAAUAUUGCAUCAUUAUUGUUUUUUUGUUUUUUUAAAUUCAUUUUUGUACUUAAAGUUUUUAACGCAUUUAAUGUUGUAAAUACGGAGCUGAUUUGUAAAAUUAUAAAUACUGGAAUAACAAAUAUUAAAAAAAUGAAAAUAGAAUAGAGAAAUAUUUAUUUAAAACACGUAUGUAUUCCUACAUGUCUUAAUUUUUGUACGCAUUUUAGUCUUAAUUUUUGUACGAAUUUUAGUCUUAAUUUUUGUACGAAUUUUAGUCUUAAUUUUUGUACGCAUUUUAGUCUUAUUUUUUUAACGCAUUUUAAUCUUAAUUUUUGUAAGCAUUUUAGUCUUAAUUUUUUUUUACGUAUUUUAGUCUUAAUUUUUGUACGUAUUUUCGUCUUAAUUUAUGUACGUAUUUUAAACAGCUUGACAUUUAUUUGUGAACAUUUACAUUUAUUAAAAAAAAAAAAAGAAAACUAAGGCGUUUUAUUUUUAUGUCAUGACUUCCAAACGAGUUAGUGUUGAGGGCGUUGAGAGCGGAACUCUUCAAGAGCUACAAAUAGUAAUCUUAUAUGUUCCCGUAUACAUAUAUUCUCACCCUUUAGAGACAUAUACAAAUUUAAAGUAAUUUUAACCCACCACCCCCUAUGUUAAGGCCAUUUCUAAGAAAACCUAUUGGCGCAAUAAAACUUUUUGAAGUCAAAACA